Panonychus citri (citrus red mite) is the source of this 1872-nucleotide messenger RNA. It is a transcript of the gene ATPsynbeta, whose product is annotated as ATP synthase subunit beta, mitochondrial. Gene Ontology annotation, biological process: proton motive force-driven mitochondrial ATP synthesis; proton transmembrane transport. The transcript has 5 exons. Gene Ontology annotation, molecular function: ATP hydrolysis activity; ATP binding; proton-transporting ATP synthase activity, rotational mechanism. Lineage: Eukaryota; Metazoa; Arthropoda; Arachnida; Trombidiformes; Tetranychidae. The coding region runs from base 76 to 1638 and encodes 520 amino acids. The record is from RefSeq and is a predicted model, not a curated record.
UCACAAGGUGAAUUUCCAACAACAAAAGUAUAACUGUUUCAAUUUAGUCAAUUUGUGUUAAUUAUUUGGGCCAAAAUGCAAGGAAUCGCCAAGAACGUUUGUAAUUUCGUCUUUAAUUCAGUUAAGCCUGGUCUCAGUUACUCUACCAACACCUUUAAAUUAAUUCCUGCAAUUAAUAGUAGAUGUCAACAGAGAAGGUAUGCCUCCCAAUCAUCCGGCAGUGUGAAACAUGGUAAAAUCGUCGCCGUCAUUGGUGCCGUCGUCGACGUUCAGUUUGAUGAAGGAUUACCCCCUAUUCUUAAUGCCUUAGAGGUUGAAAACCGUAAACCCAGACUGGUUCUUGAGGUGGCUCAGCAUUUGGGAGAAGGUGCUGUAAGAACUAUCGCUAUGGAUGGUACUGAAGGUUUAGUUAGAGGUCAAGCAGUUUUGGAUACUGGUGCACCAAUUACCAUCCCUGUUGGUCCUGAGACCUUGGGUAGAAUUAUGAAUGUCAUUGGAGAGCCCAUUGAUGAAAGGGGCCCAAUCAGCACUGAUAAAUUCUUAGGAAUUCAUCAAGAUGCUCCUGCUUACACUGAAAUGAGCGUCGAACAAGAAAUUCUUGUUACCGGUAUUAAAGUUGUAGAUCUCUUGGCUCCUUAUUCAAAGGGAGGUAAAAUUGGUCUUUUCGGUGGUGCUGGUGUCGGCAAAACUGUAUUGAUUAUGGAACUGAUUAACAACGUUGCUAAGGCUCAUGGUGGUUACUCUGUAUUCGCCGGUGUAGGAGAAAGAACUCGAGAAGGUAACGAUUUAUACCAUGAAAUGAUUGAAGGUGGUGUCAUCAGUCUUAAGGACAAAACUUCUAAGGUCGCUCUUGUAUACGGUCAAAUGAACGAGCCUCCUGGUGCUCGUGCCCGAGUCGCUUUGACUGGUCUUACAGUCGCUGAGUAUUUCCGUGAUCAAGAAGGUCAAGAUGUGUUGCUUUUCAUUGACAACAUUUUCAGAUUCACUCAAGCCGGUUCAGAAGUAUCUGCUCUUUUAGGUCGUAUUCCAUCUGCUGUCGGUUAUCAACCAACCCUCGCAACUGACAUGGGUUCUAUGCAGGAACGAAUUACCACCACCAAGAAGGGAUCAAUUACUUCAGUACAAGCCAUUUACGUACCAGCUGAUGACUUGACUGAUCCUGCCCCUGCCACCACUUUCGCUCACUUGGACGCUACCACUGUACUUUCUCGAGGUAUUGCUGAGUUGGGUAUUUACCCCGCUGUCGAUCCCCUUGAUUCAACCUCCCGUAUCAUGGAUCCCAACAUCGUCGGAGAGGAACAUUACGGUGUUGCUCGAGGUGUCCAAAAGAUUCUUCAGGAUUACAAAUCUCUUCAAGAUAUCAUUGCCAUCUUGGGUAUGGAUGAAUUGAGCGAAGAGGAUAAAUUAACUGUAUCAAGAGCCCGUAAAAUCCAACGAUUCCUUUCCCAACCUUUCCAGGUUGCCGAAGUUUUCACCGGUCAAGCUGGUAAAUUUGUAUCAUUAGCAGAAACAAUUAAGGGUUUCAAAGCCAUUCUUGCCGGUGAAUAUGAUCACCUUCCUGAAGUUGCUUUCUACAUGGUUGGCCCAAUUGAAGAAGUUGUAGAAAAGGCCCAAAAACUUGCUUCCGAAGCUAACUAAACAAACUGAAAAUAAAACCCACCACUUAGAGAGAUGAACAAAACGAAAUGUUUUGGGGAUAAUUUUAAAUAAAUUAAAUCAAAUUAAUCAUUGAAGAAAAGAUGCUAACAUCCAACAUAAAAUCACACAACCAUCACUGAUUAUACUCCUAUUGAGAUAGAUGAUAUUAGGGUCUCUCCUUGGAAAAGCUGUUCAUAAAUCUGUUAUCUGAAUAAAACCAAUUCUUUCCUUAAA